AAUAUUGUAUGUACAAGACUUUUAGAACGGCUCGUCAGCUUCAUGUUACUCAUAAGUGGCAGCGUUUGUUUUGCUUGAAACAUUGGUUUCGAAUAGGUAUAGGAUUUGGAACCACUAUAUGUAUAUAUCAAUAUUAUAAGAGAAAGUCUUUUGCACUUUGUAAAAGUCAGGAUCCACAACCACAGUCUCACUCGUGUGUUACGAGAAGGAAAAAGUGUUUUGAGGAAGAUAUAUUAUCUUUCCUUUGUGAAGUUUCUUUUCUUAAACAUAAUAGAGAAUUGCAUACUCUUGACAAGAUCAACGUUCUUUGUUUGCUUGGUCCUUCAGCAACAAAAGAAGAUAUACUUCCUUAUCUGUUAGAUUCCAAUAGGAUACUUUGUAUGGAAACAAUACAAGAAGGAACUGAACGAGUUAUAGGUGAGAAGACUUGUAUUCUGUUCAUAUCCAUCGACGAGUUUUCUGAAUCGUUGAAGAGACGACAACUUGCACAGAUAAAAUAUUUGUUGAGAGGUUUAGCUACUUGGAACUGUGCAGCUAUGGAUGCUAUAAUAACAAGGAAACGUUUUCUUUUGUUUCAUCGUCUUCUUUUCUAUUUUGGUAAUCGUUUAUCUGAGACAGCUCAUGCUGUGCUUAUUUAUUCACCAUGGGAUACAACAAACAUCGUCCUACAAAGAACUAUACAAGUAGCCAUGAAAGAAGGUAUCCCAUUGCUGAUACUUUCCGACUGUUAUCGAAAUUCGUUUGAGUCAAGAAUAGAAGAAUUGUGCUUUGAAAUGAAGCGUUGUCUGAUACAACGUCUCGUAUUCGAACAUCCUGUCAUAAGAUAUUUGCAUCCUUUCAUAUAUGGUCAAAACUGGAUAAUUUUUCUAUUUCAACUCGUCAUUAUGGGAGUUUAUUAUUGGUGGAAAGCUCAUUCGAUGGGCUAUAAGGAUGGAUUUGAAGAUGGAGGUUACGAGUGGAAUUAUCGGUUGAUUGGUAUGGACUUGGAUUCUAUUCCCUAUCGAGAUGAUGAAUUGUGGGAGUUUUGUUAUGGCUCAAGUUCUGUUUUCAACUGGUAUGUUGGUGAAUCAGAAAGAAUGAGUUGCUUAUUGCAAUCCUUGAAUAAGUUUCCUUUUCUUGGUUUGAAUGAAAUUUUCUUGUACAAAAAAUACAUUCGUUUAUUGUUCGUCGAUGGUUGUUCUUAUUUAAUUGCUAGGCUAUUUGACAGUUGUUAUGACCAGAAUAAUGAUGAGAUAAGACAACAUCACCACUCUAUGGAAAAUGACUUCAUUCUAGAGAAACCACACAAUCGAAUCUAUGUUCUAGAUGGAAACAUUUCUAUUUGGACCUUGCCAUGGAGCCAUGUUAUUGAAAAGGUUUCUAUACGAAACUUUCUUCAUCACGCAACUGUAGAUUGGGGAAGCUUCGAUUCGUUUGGAAAUAAGCCAUUCCUGUGGCAGUUUUUUAUGAAUGGGUUGCUUACUAUUUGUCAGCCAAGUAUUCUCGCAUCUAGAUGGAAUAAUAGUAUGUAUCGGGAUAUAUUGAUUUCGUCUUAUUAUUAUCAUCAAAAUGUAUGUCGCUUUCUAAAUGGAAUAGAUGGAAUCAUACUUCCUAUUGGUUUCUCAAAGGGUGAAAGUUUUAUGAAAUUUGGAAAAGAUUUGAUAGAGGAAUGCUUAAAGCAACAAAUACCUGUAUUCUUUGUGGAUUGUUUCGGUAAGGAACAUUCUUCCGAAAUAUCCAAUAGAUUAGGAAAAGCGAUAAGAAGAACAAUGAUCCAAAGAGCCUUGAAGAUACAACAACAAAGAUACAUUUCUGCUCGUACACAUUUCUUCUUAUGGCUAUAUACUUGGAGAUAUGAUAGGGCCUAUCUUCAAGGUUAUCGACAAGCUUGGAUGCUUCGGAUGUCAUCACAUGAACCAUGUGACAAUCCGAUAAAAGAAUAUUGAUGACUUUUUUACUUUGAAUACCCAACAAGAACCCUUUGUGCUUUACAAUGUUAUAC
Molecule: messenger RNA, 1981 nt
Organism: Galdieria sulphuraria
Lineage: Eukaryota; Rhodophyta; Bangiophyceae; Galdieriales; Galdieriaceae
Exons: 1
Coding region: 9-1925 (638 amino acids)
Source: RefSeq, a predicted model, not a curated record